Molecule: messenger RNA, 2132 nt
Organism: Trichomycterus rosablanca
Lineage: Eukaryota; Metazoa; Chordata; Actinopteri; Siluriformes; Trichomycteridae
Product: zinc finger protein 239-like
Exons: 1
Source: RefSeq, a predicted model, not a curated record
GAGGAUCUGACGCCCACCAGAAGCUCCAGUAAUCAGCAAACGUCCUCUGGUACUGUCAGCAUUAACACCUCUCUCAGUCCCACACAGGAAGAAGGAAACGUCUGCUCAGAGUGUGGGAAGAGCUUUAAGUACCAGUGUCAUCUCAAAAGACACCAGCGCAUUCACACUGGAGAGAAUUUUUAUCAGUGCUUACAGUGUGGAAAGAGUUUUAGUCAACAGAGUUAUCUCAAAGAACACCAGCACAUUCACACUGGACAGAAACCGUAUCAGUGCUCACAGUGUGGGAAGAGUUUCAAUUGUCAGAGUAAUCUGAAAAUACACCAGCGCAUUCACACUGGAGAGAAACCAUAUCAGUGCUCACAGUGUGGGAUGAGUUUCUAUCAUCAGAGUCAUCUCAAAAUACACCAGCACAUUCACACUGGAGAGAAACCGUAUCAGUGCUCACAGUGUGGGAAGAGUUUUAAUUGUCAGAGUAAUUUCAAAACACACCAGCGCAUUCACACUGGAGAGAAACCGUAUCAGUGCUCACAGUGUGGAAAGAGUUUUAAUUGUCAGAGUAAUUUCAAAACACACCAGCGCAUUCACACUGGAGAGAAACCGUAUCAGUGCUCACAGUGUGGAAAGAGUUUUAAUCAACAGAAUGAUCUCAAAAAACACCAGCGCAUUCACACUGGAGAGAAACCGUAUCAGUGCUCACAGUGUGAAAAGAGUUUUAAAACACAGAGUGAUCUAACAAUACAUCAGCGCAUUCACACUGGAGAGAAGCCAUAUCAGUGCUCACAGUGUGGGAAGAGUUUUAUUACACAGGGUCAUCUCAAAAUACACCAGCGCAUUCACACUGGAGAGAAGCCAUAUCAGUGCUCACAGUGUGGGAAGAGUUUUAUUACACAGAGUAAUCUCAAAAAACACCAGCGCACUCACACUGGAGAGUACCAGCUAGUGGAGGUGUCGGAGGGGGCUUGUGUAGCAGUAGAGGGGAAUUAUGAUCAGGUAAUUGGAUACGACUAGAUUGGGAUUGGACUGAUGCUCUAUCCAGGGUGAGUGAGUGAGUGAGUGUCUCUGGGUUUGGGUGAGUGAGUGAGUGAGGGUCUCUGGGUUUGAGUGAGUGAGUGAGGGUCUCUGGGUUUGGGUGAGUGAGUGAGUGAGGGUCUCUGGGUUUGAGUGAGUGAGUGAGUGAGGGUCUCUGGGUUUGGGUGAGUGAGUGAGGGUCUCUGGGUUUGAGUGAGUGAGUGAGGGUCUCUGGGUUUGAGUGAGUGAGUGAGUGAGUGUCUGGGUUUGGGUGAGUGAGUGAGUGAGUGAGGGUCUCUGGGUUUGAGGGAGUGAGUGAGUGAGGGUCUCUGGGUUUGGGUGAGUGAGUGAGUGAGGGUCUCUGGGUUUGAGGGAGUGAGUGAGUGAGUGUCUCUGGGUUUGGGUGAGUGAGUGAGUGAGGGUCUCUGGGUUUGGGUGAGUGAGUGUGUGAGUGUCUCUGGGUUUGGGUGAGUGAGUGAGUGAGUGUCUGGGUUUGAGUGAGAGAGUGUGUGAGUGAGUGUCUCUGGGUUUGAGUGAGUGAGUGAGUGAGUGAGUGUCUGGGUUUGGGUGAGUGAGGGAGUGAGUGAGUGUCUCUGGGUUUGGGUGAGUGAGUGAGUGAGUGAGUGAGUGUCUCUGGGUUUGGGUGAGUGAGUGAGUGAGUGAGUGUCUCUGGGUUUGAGUGAGUGAGUGAGUGAGUGUCUGGGUUUGGGUGAGUGAGUGAGUGAGUGUCUCUGGGUUUGAGUGAGUGAGUGUCUGGGUUUGGGUGAGUGAGUGAGUGAGUGUCUCUGGGUUUGGGUGAGUGAGUGUGUGAGUGAGGGUCUCUGGGUUUGAGUGAGUGAGUGAGUGAGUGUCUCUGGGUUUGGGUGAGAGAGUGUGUGAGUGAGUGUCUCUGGGUUUGAGUGAGUGAGUGAGGGUCUCUGGGUUUGAGUGAGUGAGUGAGUGAGGGUCUCUGGGUUUGGGUGAGUGAGUGAGUGAGUGAGGGUCUCUGGGUUUGAGGGAGUGAGUGAGUGAGGGUCUCUGGGUUUGGGUGAGUGAGUGAGUGAGUGUCUCUGGGUUUGGGUGAGAGAGUGUGUGAGUGAGUGUCUCUGGGUUUGAGUGAGUGAGUGAGGGUCUCUGGGUUUGAG